Messenger RNA from Blepharisma stoltei, 423 nucleotides. The record is from the annotation of a GenBank genome assembly. NCBI's taxonomy places the organism in Eukaryota, Ciliophora, Heterotrichea, Heterotrichida, Blepharismidae.
AUGGCAGAAGAAAAUAAAACUAGUAAGGACGUGAAAGAUGAGGGAAAAGGCCAAGAGCAGGAGCAUGAAGAAGUUGACGAAGACGCAGAGCUUCGAUCUAUUUUUGUAGGGAAUGUACAUUUUCGAACCACAAAAGAAGAGCUGACUGAGUUUUUCAAAGAAUGUGGCGAAAUCAAGCGAAUCACAAUUUUGCAAGACAAAUUUACAGGGCAGCCAAAAGGGUUUGCAUAUGUGGAGUUUGCUGAUAAGGAGAGUGUCCAGUCAGCGUUGGCAUAUAAUGAUGCCACCUUUAACAGCAGACAGAUAAAAGUCUUGCCAAAGCGCAAAAAUCUCCCUCUAAAAUACCCGCCAAGCCGAUUUCACGCAUAUCCGAGACGAGGCCGAUUUUUCAGCAGAGGCAGGUUCAGAUACAGACCUUACUAG